Molecule: messenger RNA, 1587 nt
Organism: Anthostomella pinea
Lineage: Eukaryota; Fungi; Ascomycota; Sordariomycetes; Xylariales; Xylariaceae
Source: the annotation of a GenBank genome assembly
AUGAAGCACGUCCAUCGGCCAUCUCACCUUCACUUCACGGCCUUCUCAGUAUCAACCACCAUCACCUUCAUUUCUCCGAUCCCCGACAGCCAUUCGUUCCAGGACAACCGCGGCAAUCCGUCAUCCAAGAUGUAUUCCAUCCCGGUGCUCGUUCUACUCCCCUUUGCCAUAGCGGCACCCGCCCUCCCCGGUCAAUACGCGCCAUCGGAAGUCUGUUACCUCACUCACAUCGAGACAAGCACCUGUGUCCCGAUAACCGAAUAUUCUUCCAUGACCGCGCCUCCCACCACCAUUCCGACUUUCCCUACCGCGAACGUCUCAACUUUGCCUACCGGGAACUUUUCAGUCCUCCCAACUUCUUUGCCUACCGGAAACCUUUCAGUCCUCCCAACUUACUCUUUGCCUACCGGCAACUAUUCAGUCCUCCCCACAAACUCUUCGAUCAUCCCUCCGUUCACUAUAACACCCGCCGCAAGCCAAACUUCCUAUGCCGGAAACUCUUCCAUCAUCCCUGCGGCCACCAUAACCUCCACCGCAAGUGAGACGUACCCUGCUGGAAACUCAUCGGCUACCUCGACUUUGGGAUCCGGGACAGCCAGCUACGUGGAUCCCGAGGCAACAGAGACCAUACCCAGUGGCCUGGUCAUCACGGUUAUCCAGUCUGCCUCGUCGACCACCGCAAACGUCUCAGCGACCGCAACAAGCAACUACAUUACCCUCUCGGCAACCAGCUCUUCCAUCUCCGUCGAAGUGAGCAGCUCUGCUGCCGUGGAUCCGAUUUCCGCAAAUGGUACGACUUCAUCUGCGUCUUACUCAUUCACCGAGUCUGCGACCCCGUCCGCUACGGAGUCCUUCACAUCGGCCAAUAUCACGUCCCGACAUGUCUCUAUUCCAGCCGCCACCACGACUGGGAAUUCAAGCGUCUCUGCCACCGAGUCUGCCACUCUGGUCGUUCCCAUCGAAAGCAGCUCCUCCGCAGCGACCUCCACCAGAUCCUCCGUCUCCGCACCCUUCCCCACGAGCAGCGGUAACACCACGGCACCGCCCGGCGUCACGAUCCACGGAUUCAACUACGCAGGCACCGGCUGCAGCGACAGCUCGGUAUCCUCGUACCUGUCGCCCGACAAGUCGACGCUCACACUGGCCUACGACGACUUCGUGGCGCAGUCGGGCCCGAACUUGACGGCCGCGGAGGCGCGCAAGAAUUGCCAGCUGAACGUCGCCCUCACGUACCCGGGCGGCUGGCAGUUCACCGUCUUCAAGGCCGACUUCCGCGGCUACGCCGGAUUGGCUACUGGUAUCGAGGGCGCAGUCCGGGCCCUCUACUACUUCUCGGGACAGUCGCAGCAGGUCGCGAGCACCCAGUUUCUCCAGGGUCCCAUCAACGCCAACUUCAUCAAGACGGAUCAGUUCAACCUCCAAAGUGAGAUCUGGUCGCCUUGCGGCCAAGAAGCAUCCCUCAACAUCAACGCCGAGAUCCGCAUUGAUCCCCUGGUGUCGGAGAACCCGGGUCUUAUGACGUACGACUCGACCGACCUGAAGUUCACUCAGGUCCAGUACCUUGUGUGGCAGCAGUGCACCGAGUAG